Closterium sp. NIES-65 is the source of this 966-nucleotide messenger RNA. The record is from the annotation of a GenBank genome assembly. Lineage: Eukaryota; Viridiplantae; Streptophyta; Zygnematophyceae; Desmidiales; Closteriaceae.
AUGGCGUCAACCGCGGCGCCGUCGUUCGUUUGCACGUGCAGAGCUGCCGGCGCGCUGAGAGCAGACGCGCUAAAAGGAGACGCGUUAAAGGAAGGCGCGGCUGCCUCGCACUCCUGGGCUUGCCAGGCCGGCUCGCCUGCCAGGAACUACGCGGUUGUACGAAGCUUCGUUCUCGCCAAAAUCUUUCCGUCUCCCUACACCCACCCGCAAGCCCAUUCGUUCCGCCCCGCCACGCCGGCUUCCGCGUCCGCCAACCUCACCGGCGGCGAUAGAGACCCUUCCGCGGACGACGUUCACGUGCCCAUCUCCCCUGACCCCAAAAAGACCGCCCCCAUCCCCGUUACAAGCCCAUCCGCUCUCUCCUCAUUCCGCUCGCUGUUCAAUCUUGAGAAGCACUACGCGUUUUACGGCUCGUACCACGACGACCCGGUGAACAAGGCGAUCCACAUGGUCUUUGUGUGGCCCAUCCUCUUCUCCGCGCUCGUCCUCCUCCAGUACACGCCGUCUUUAAUCUCCCUCAGCCACCCACUCCUCGCCGCUUUAGCUAGGCUCGUGCCGCAGGUGCCUGUACCGCUUCCUCUCGCGCUUCCGGGCAGCGGGCUGGUGUUUAACUGCGCGGCGCUGGUGUCGGUGGUGUACGCGGCGUUCUACAUUGGGAUGGAACGGCGCGCGGGGUCGCUCGCGGCGCUGAUGGUGGGCGGGUGCUUCGUGGGCUCGCGCGCCUUCAUCAAAGCCGUGGGCGCCGGGCGCGCGUGGAAGCUCGCGGUCAUCGCACAGGUGGUGUCGUGGGGCGGGCAGUUUCUGGGCCAUGGCGUCUUCGAGAAAAGAGCGCCUGCACUAGUGGACAAUUUGGCUCAGGCAUUGCUCAUGGCGCCACUCUUCGUACUCCUUGAGGCGCUGGAGCGGCGCAUAGUCUUACGGUUAGUCAUGGGCACAGCUCGUGCUCUGAAGGCUAGGCUGAACUGA